AUGGCAGAUUGGCGUGCGGGCGACUACUACACGCAGCUCCGCGCGGCACCCGUGGACGUAAAGGAGCUACAGUACUUCCAGUCGCAGCCAUCAACAAAGCCAUGGCUAGAGCACACCGACUACAGCCCGAUAGCCAGUCCAGUACGGGCACCGCGAGGCGACGGAGAGGACGAAUUUCUGGGACGAGUCGUCCACACCGAUGACACAAUCCGGCAUUGGCUAGCAGUAAUUUCCAACAAAGCCUUCCCACCCCCAGGAUCCGAGAAAUCUGGUGGUUUGCAAAAAGACGCAGGAACCGAGAAACCAGACUUCAUGUUACUCUGUGAUCUUCAAUAUGGCGUUAACGGUUUCCGUGGAAUUGCGCAUGGCGGCUUUCUUUGCUCGUUGAUAGACGAGGCGUUGGCGCAGGUCGUGGAGCUUCAUCGACACAGUAGUGACUCGCCUUCGCGCGAAUAUCUCUACACGGCUAAUUUGAAUGUGAAUUUUCGGCGACCGGUUGCGACGCCUAAUGUUAUCAUCAUCAAGGGCUGGCUUGAAAAGAAACAAGGCAGGAAAUGGACUGUUAGAGGAGUGCUCGAGAAUGGUAGGGGAGAAGGAUGUAUUGAUGUUGAUGGGCUGUGGAUUGCCGCUCGUCCUGGAAAGAUUUAG
Messenger RNA from Pseudocercospora fijiensis CIRAD86, 648 nucleotides. RefSeq lists its product as uncharacterized. NCBI's taxonomy places the organism in Eukaryota, Fungi, Ascomycota, Dothideomycetes, Mycosphaerellales, Mycosphaerellaceae. The transcript has a single exon. The coding region runs from base 1 to 648 and encodes 215 amino acids. The record is from RefSeq and is a predicted model, not a curated record.